AUGGCGAAUGUGUUCAGGUCUCUUGUUAUUCUCCCUCUCUUGUUUGUUGCGAGCUAUGCCCAGUUUUGGUUGAGGCCAGAUGCCUACGAAUUCUUCAACAAGAAGAAGAUAUUAGGCCCCCAUGAGCUGUUUAAUAACCCUUUUGGAGAUGCUCAAGAUUACUUGAGGAAAAAGAUCGAAAACGAUUUCGGGACCGAGCCACUGCCAAAAUCCGCUAACCCUUCUCAUCCUAAUUUUUUUGGUCUACCUAAUGAGCCUAAAGGGUCAUGGGAGUUGGUUUCUGUGAAUUCUGGAGUAUCAGCCAUGCAUGCAAUCUUGCUUCCAAAAGUUGGCAAGGUCUUAAUGUAUGACGCUACUAUUUGGAAGAAAUCAGAAAUCCGGUUGCCUGCUGGCCAUUGCCGUCUUCUUAACAAAACUACAGGUGAAAAGGAUUGCUUUUGUCAUUCAGUUCUGUUUGACAUUGCCACCACGGCGAUAACACCUCUACAGCUUCACACAGACACAUGGUGUUCAUCAGGAGGUCUUUCCAUUGAUGGAAACCUGGUGGGCACUGGCGGUUUCCAGGGAGGUGCCAAGACUGUUAGAUAUCUGGAGACAUGUAAAGGGUGUAAUUGGAGAGAAUUCCCAACUGCACUUGCUGAUCGUAGAUGGUACUCGACACAAGCGGAACUACCUGAUGGUGGAUUCAUCGUGGUUGGUGGUCGCGACGCUUUCAGCUAUGAGUACAUUCCACGAGAAGGACGCUCCAAUGCCAAGUCCUACUUCUUUGACUUCCUAAAGAAAACCAGUGAUAAGGAUGAGAACAAUUUGUAUCCUUUUGUCCACCUCUCAACCGAUGGCAACCUCUUCAUCUUUGCCAAUGAUCGCGCCGUCCUGCUCAAUCCCAAGUCCAACAAGGUUGUCCGUGAGUUCCCAGCCCUUCCAGGUGGCCACCGCAACUACCCUGCCACCGGGAUGUCUGUGCUGCUCCCAAUAAAACUACACUCAAAGAAUAAUCGUGUCAUCCCGGCUGAAGUCUUAGUUUGUGGAGGCUCCGGACACAGAGAUGCAUAUACCCAAGCUAGCAAAGAUAUAUUCUACACUGCACUCGAAGACUGUGGAAGAAUCAGAAUUACAGAUAAAAAGCCUGUCUGGAAGAGAGAAGUCAUGCCAUCACCCCGUGUCAUGGGUGACAUGAUGAUCCUUCCCACAGGGGAUGUCCUCCUGCUCAAUGGUGCCCAGAGAGGAUGCUCAGGAUGGGGUUUUGCCAGAGAACCAAAUUUUGGCCCAGCAAUAUAUCAUCCCAAAGCCAAGCUAGGCAACAGGUUUAGGGAACUAACAGCCUCUACGAUUCCAAGAAUGUACCAUUCAUCAUCUGUGGUACUGCCAGACGGUAAAAUCCUUGUAGCUGGUAGCAACACGAACAAUGGCUACGUUUAUAAUGCCAUGUUCCCCACUGAACUAAGGGUUGAGAAAUUCUUGCCACCUUACUUGGAUCCAUCAGUGAUAGGUCGUAGACCUGUGAUUAUAGCUGAUAAAGCCCCAAACCAGAUUGGUUAUAAUAACUUGUUCAAGCUCUAUAUCAAAUCAAAAGCAUUGAAAGUAGAGAAGAAAGACAUCCAGGUAACAAUGUACGCUCCUGCUUUUACCACUCAUGGGGUGUCAAUGAAUCAAAGACUCCUCGACUUGGGUUUGGAAGAUGUGAUUACUGAAAAUGCAUUCCUAGGGAUCCACGCUAUCACAGCCGUGUCACCACCGAGCGGUAGGGUUGCUCCUCCCGGGUAUUACAUGCUCUUUGUUGUUCAUCAAGGAGUACCCAGUGUCUCCUCCUGGGUGCAGAUCAAGUGA
Populus nigra (black poplar) is the source of this 1827-nucleotide messenger RNA. RefSeq names its product aldehyde oxidase GLOX1-like. The transcript is spliced from 3 exons. Lineage: Eukaryota; Viridiplantae; Streptophyta; Magnoliopsida; Malpighiales; Salicaceae. The record is from RefSeq and is a predicted model, not a curated record. The coding region runs from base 1 to 1827 and encodes 608 amino acids.